Molecule: messenger RNA, 1986 nt
Organism: Drosophila ananassae
Lineage: Eukaryota; Metazoa; Arthropoda; Insecta; Diptera; Drosophilidae
Gene: Ugt317A1
Product: UDP-glycosyltransferase UGT5
Exons: 4
Coding region: 355-1944 (529 amino acids)
Molecular function (GO): UDP-glycosyltransferase activity
Source: RefSeq, a predicted model, not a curated record
GCAAUUGUACCCCAGUCUCGUCCCCCACUCGAUCUGUAUACAUUAAUGAAGGCAAUAUAGGAGUAUAUACAACGACAUGGUGUGGUGUAUUGGUGUCUGGUGGCAAUCUCAUGUGCCACACAUGUUCCAGUAGCCACAGAAAUUCUGGACGCACUUCUAAGAUUAUUUUUCCGCAGCGCAAUCAGUUUAUAUUUUUUGUAGUUCUGUGGGGAAGUCGAAAGGCGCAAGGAGAGAUUACUUCAGUCUGAUUUGUUUGCUGAGUGAAGCCGGAAGAAUUUUCCAAAUGAAAAUUGCACUUCCAUAAAGCCGGUAUACGAUUGAGAGCCUGAAAACCAAUUAAUAAAAUUAAGAAAAAUGGAAUCUCUUGGGAAUCGCUGGUUAUUGUUGGCUGUUUUCGUCUUGGUUAGUGGACACUACUCAAAUGGAGCCAAGAUCUUGGUACUUUUCCCCCAUUCCAGUGAGGGCCACUUUGCGGUUAUGAGAACUUUGGUGGCGGAAUUAGCCCAAAGGGAUAAUCAGGUUUCCGUCUAUACCGGUCAUGGUUUGGGGGAAUCCCUGGAAAAUGUGAAUGAAACUGUCACGGCUGAGUAUCCUUUUUGGAGCGAACUUCAAAAAGAAGCUGUUCCCAAAGGAAAUCUGGCAGAUCUGGGCCUAAUUUCCAUCGAAAAUCUUCGCCAAGCUCUGGCCACCGUGGGAGCUCGAGCUCUGGAUCACUUUCUUGCCCAGGAACCCAUUCAGAAAUUGCUGAAAAUGUCCUACAUAGAGUUCGAUUAUGAUGUAAUUCUGGUCGAUUACUUUUAUACGGAAGCCCUUUUGGCUCUGGGACUUCUCCACCAGCGACCAGUGGUGGGGAUUGUUUCUACAGACUUUGGAGGCUAUAUGGAUGCUGUGCAAGAGGCACUGGUGCCUGCCGCCUGUGCCCCUGUUGACUUCGAACACGAUGUGCCCCAGCUGGGAUUCACAGAGAGGUUGGGCUAUAUAAGGAGGUGCAUUGCUCGAAGGAAACAGUUCGACAAGGAUCACUAUGGAGCCCAGAAGAAGCUAGUAGCCAAGCACUUUAAGAUUCAGAACAACAUCCCGGAAUUGCAGGCCAAUCAACUCUCGCUCUUGCUGCUUAACAGCCAUGUUCCGCUGAUGACUCCGCGGGUUAGUAUCCCGCAGAUAGUUCCCGCCGGUGGCUUACACAUCCGCGGGCCCAAGGAACUACCUUGGAAUAUAAAACGAUUCCUGGAGGAGGAACGACCAGGCACAAUCUACGUACAACUUGGAAAUGAGCAGCCUUGUGGAAAGCUGCCCAAGAAAAAACUGGAGGCUCUUUUCACAUUCUUUUCUAGCAGAAAGGAGGGCUUCAUCUGGACGUGCCACGAUGUGAAGACUUUGAAGGACUUGCCCAAGAACGUAAUGAUCCAGCAUGCAGUUCCCCAGAUCGAUAUCCUGGCUUAUCCCUCAAUGAAAGCUUUUCUAACAAACGGGGAUCUGCUGAAUCUGCAGGAAGGAAUCAUAAGGAAUGUGCCCAUUCUGGGCUUGCCCCUCUUCCAACAUGAAAAGAAGAAUUUGGAGCUGGCAGUUCGCUUGGGCGUGGGCAUACAGCUGGACGAGAAUAACGUGACGAGUACCUCUCUGAACUGGGCGGUGGAUCGAUUGCUAAAGGAAUCUCACUUUCAGCUCAAUAUCCGUGAGGUGUCCCAGGAGUACAGGGAUCGGCCCCUUGGAGCACUAGCUAGUGCCCUGUUCUGGGUUAACUAUGUGGUGCGUCACAAGGGCGGAGCUGCGGUAAGAACCCGUGGCAUUGGAAUCUCUUCCAGCGAACUUCAUUUGUUCGAUUUGGUGGUCUUCUAUGGCAUCGUGGCUACCAUUGUGGUUGGUUUCUUAACGGCCCUGACUAUUGGGGGCAUUUAUUUAUGGCAGAAGAAGAACAAUGCCAUACUGACCAAACAAAAAUAAGUGUUAAAUAUAAAAAUAAACUGCCACCAAAGCAUUUUUAAA